This is a messenger RNA of Panicum virgatum (switchgrass), 631 nucleotides long. RefSeq lists its product as uncharacterized. The record is from RefSeq and is a predicted model, not a curated record. The transcript has 2 exons. Bases 65 to 439 code for a protein of 124 amino acids. NCBI's taxonomy places the organism in Eukaryota, Viridiplantae, Streptophyta, Magnoliopsida, Poales, Poaceae.
CUCCCUCUCCAACCUCCCUCUCUGGCCCAAGCAAACCGAGCCGAGCUCGCCCAGACCCACGGCCAUGGCCGCCGCCAUUGCUGCCGCGGAGCUCGGGCUCACCGCGGAGACCCCACCUCUGGCGCGUUUCCGCCCGAGUAGACCCCGCAGCGAGCUUCCUCUCGCCGUGGCGCAGCUCCCCAACCCGCUCACCGCCGCCCAGGGCCUCCAGAACACCGCUGCCGCGACACAGCAUCGCCGCCGUCCGCAGCUCGCCGUCGAGCUCGUCGUUCCGCCCUAUUUCCGCCCAAAACAACCUCGGGAACGGCUUCACCUCGCCCCAACGGAGCCCCCAAGCCCAGACACCUCUGCCCAUGGCCGCCGAAGUGCCGCCGCGCCGGAGCAGACCGCCGCCUCCGAGCACUUCCCCGCGCCCCGAGACCACCCAAAGGUACGAUAGAUGUACCACUUGAAGGAUGUGAUGUUGAAGUCGAGCCAGAAGACGGUGAAUGGUGGACACGUUUAGAAGAUGGACGGAUGGAUCCCGAUGUGCACGACCGAAGGAAGAUGCUCGUUGAGCAAUUAUCCUUUAACUAACAUUAACCUAGUGUUAAUCCCAGGCAAGCCCCGGAGCAUGUCCUAUCGAUUUUAA